This is a messenger RNA of Melanotaenia boesemani (Boeseman's rainbowfish), 1746 nucleotides long. Its product is annotated as NEDD8-activating enzyme E1 catalytic subunit. Gene Ontology annotation, cellular component: nucleus; cytoplasm. NCBI's taxonomy places the organism in Eukaryota, Metazoa, Chordata, Actinopteri, Atheriniformes, Melanotaeniidae. Gene Ontology annotation, biological process: protein neddylation. The transcript has 18 exons. The coding region runs from base 137 to 1465 and encodes 442 amino acids. The record is from RefSeq and is a predicted model, not a curated record. Gene Ontology annotation, molecular function: NEDD8 activating enzyme activity.
UUGAUGUCCGUGAAUGCAGCAGUCAGAAUCGAGGACAUGGGACCGUGAAAGUAUGGCGGAUGCCGAGGAGCCGGAGAAGAAAAGAAGGCGAAUAGAGGACCCGACUGAGAAGUUAGUGACGAAUGCUAAAUAAAGAAUGGCUGUUGACGGUGGACACAAAGAUGGCAGUUGCGACUGGGAUGGCCGCUGGAAUCAUGUAAGGAAGUUCUUGGAGAGACCGGGCCCGUUCACCCAUCCUGACUUUGAACCAAGCACUGAGUCUCUGCAGUUUUUGUUGGAGACUUGCAAGAUUCUGGUUAUUGGUGCUGGAGGACUUGGAUGUGAACUUCUUAAAAACCUGGCCCUGUCAGGAUUUCGUCUUAUCCAUGUGGUUGAUAUGGACACAAUUGAUGUGUCCAACCUCAACAGGCAGUUUCUUUUCAGGCCCAAAGAUGUUGGAAGACCAAAAGCAGAAGUGGCUGCCGACUUUAUCAACAGUCGCGUCCCAGGAUGCAAAGUAGUCCCUUACUUUAAAAAGAUCCAGGACUUUGAUGAGUCUUUCUACAGGCAAUUUCAUAUUAUUGUCUGUGGACUGGACUCCAUCAUCGCCAGACGCUGGAUGAACGGCAUGCUGAUUUCCCUCUUAAGCUAUGAAGAUGGAGUCCUGGAUCCCAGUUCCAUCAUCCCCCUCAUUGAUGGAGGGACAGAAGGCUUUAAAGGAAAUGCACGUGUCAUUCUGCCAGGCAUGACUGCAUGUAUUGAUUGCACAUUGGAACUGUACCCACCACAGAUAAAUUUCCCCAUGUGCACCAUCGCAUCAAUGCCGAGGCUACCAGAACACUGCAUCGAAUAUGCCAGAAUCUUACAGUGGCCCAAAGAGAAGCCUUUUGGAGAUACGAGUUUAGACGGAGACAAUCCCGAACACAUCCAGUGGGUGUUUGAAAGAUCCCAAGAAAGAGCAGCACAGUUCAACAUCACAGGAGUGACAUACAGACUCACUCAAGGAGUUGUGAAGAGGAUCAUUCCUGCUGUGGCAUCAACAAACGCUGUUAUUGCUGCUGCCUGCGCAACAGAAGUUUUUAAAAUAGCUACAAGUGCAUAUAUUCCUUUAAAUAAUUACCUGGUCUUUAAUGACGUGGAUGGAUUGUACACCUACACAUUUGAAGCUGAGAGAAAGGAAAAUUGUUCAGCAUGCAGCCAAGUACCUCAGGAUCUCCAGUUCUCUCCAUCUGCCAAAUUACAGGAGGUUUUAGAGUACUUGACAGAGACUGCUUCCCUGCAAAUGAAAUCUCCUGCUAUCACCACAACUCUGGAAGGAAAGAAUAAAACUCUGUAUCUGCAGUCGGUUAAAUCCAUCGAAGAGCGUACCAGGCCAAACCUCUGCAAAACUUUAAAAGAGCUGGGGUUGUCGGAUGGCCAGGAAAUAGCUGUAGCCGAUGUCACCACACCUCAGACGGUUCUCUUCAAGCUCAAUUUCACCACUUGAACAGAAAACAAAGAGCACCGACGCAUCUGGUCACAGUGUUGCUGGGAUGUAACACAUUUGAUAUUAUAAUGUAAAUAUGAUGAGGACGGUGUUAUUUCUGAGACAGGAUGUCGUAUGAACAUUGAAUCAUUUAAUAAUGUUGAUUUGAUUUGUUUCUUUUCUGUUGGUAACCUUGUUUGUGUUUUUGUCCUGUGCUGACUUAUACCCUUGUUGUUCUCAGUUCCCAUUUCAAUUGAGAAUAAUUAUGUGCACUCUGCUAUGAUAAAGCUUUAUUAUCAUUA